Messenger RNA from Pseudophryne corroboree (corroboree frog), 1908 nucleotides. RefSeq names its product RAB6A, member RAS oncogene family (gene RAB6A). The record is from RefSeq and is a predicted model, not a curated record. Gene Ontology annotation, biological process: vesicle-mediated transport. Gene Ontology annotation, molecular function: GTPase activity; GTP binding. NCBI's taxonomy places the organism in Eukaryota, Metazoa, Chordata, Amphibia, Anura, Myobatrachidae. The transcript is spliced from 8 exons. Bases 217 to 843 code for a protein of 208 amino acids.
CAAGCGCAGGCAGCAGAGCUCUCCGGGGACGGCUUGCGUGCUCUGGGCACAGUCGGGGCGGGGUUUCCCUAUCAGGUGUGUGUGAGAGGUCACGGGAAGCGGCUCCCUCAGCAGCGACGCUCCCGGUUCCCAGGCCUCCCCCAUCUCCCCGGGACCCCGCCACGGGCAGGACUGCCAUCAGCAGCACCGAUUCCCUGCGCACCCUUACCCGUCACCAUGUCCACGGGAGGAGACUUUGGGAACCCGCUUAGGAAAUUCAAGCUGGUCUUCCUGGGAGAGCAAAGCGUUGGAAAGACCUCCUUAAUCACACGAUUCAUGUAUGACAGCUUCGACAACACCUACCAGGCAACCAUCGGUAUAGACUUCUUAUCAAAGACCAUGUAUCUAGAGGACAGAACAGUCCGGCUGCAGUUGUGGGACACAGCAGGUCAGGAACGCUUCAGGAGUUUGAUCCCUAGCUACAUUCGUGACUCCACAGUGGCAGUUGUUGUUUAUGAUAUCACAAAUGUGAACUCGUUCCAGCAAACGACAAAAUGGAUCGAUGACGUCCGGACGGAGAGGGGAAGCGACGUCAUCAUCAUGCUCGUGGGGAAUAAAACAGAUCUAGCGGACAAAAGGCAAGUGUCCAUUGAGGAGGGUGAAAGGAAAGCCAAGGAGCUGAAUGUAAUGUUCAUCGAGACUAGCGCCAAAGCCGGAUAUAAUGUAAAACAGCUCUUCAGACGCGUGGCAGCUGCUCUCCCCGGCAUGGAAAGCUCACAGGACAAAAGCAGAGAAGACAUGAUUGACAUUAAACUGGAAAAGCCUCACGAAGCUCCGGUCAGCGAAGGCGGCUGCUCCUGUUAAGACCACCCGCCCUCCCACCCCCCCCCCCCCCCAAUCCCACCCCAGAUUCCUCCGUCUCUCCUCCCCCAUUAACCUGAGUGUGAAUAUCGGCUCGACUCCUCUCCUGUCCAUGGCUGGUUGUCUGGUGACUCUAUGAACAAUUAGCUCCACAGGCUCAUUAAUAUAUAUAUAAAUAUAUACAAUGUCUUCAUUAUUUAAAUGAACCAGAAAAUGAUAUAAGGAAAAAACACAAACCUGCCUGUUGUUGUUCUGUACUAAAGCCGCAGUUCACAUCUGCAAGGGGGGUGGAGGGGGGGGUUUACAGCCUCGCGGGACAACAGGGGGUUUAUAUGUCUGUUCUGAUGCACUGUGACUCCUGUGCCGACGGCGCCCACGGAAACCUACCUGUUGGAAUGCCUAUACAGGGUGCCGAUCGCAUACUCGUAACACUUUAUGGAAGUAGCCAUUCUGUGGCACGAGGGGCGAGUGGCCUCAUGCCUCCGGGCGGUCGCUAGUGCCUGGUGAAUUGAUAGGCCGUCUCCCUAAUCGGCAUGGCUGCCUCUACUGUGUGGAAUUGAUUGGAACCCCCCUCUUAAUCUAAGCAAAGUAUUAAGCUGUGGUCAUACUCGCCACUGUUUUAUAUAGCGGCACGUUCCUGCUUACACGGUGUGAACUGCAGCUUUAAAUGGUUUUCCUUUUUAUUAACAGUUAUUUUUUUUUUUUUUUUAAUAAAGUAUAAAUAAUGCACUUUGUAAUGUCGCAGAGCGGAAUGGGUAAGAGUCAUUGUGUAUCACUGAGCACCGGGAGCAGCCAAUCAGACACUGUAUAGAAAUAAACAGCGGCCCUGGUUGGGGGACGGCUCUUCCCUCUCUGAUAUUGUGUGGGGUGUGGGUCUUGCUCUCUUGGGGGUGGUGGCUCUGGGAUUUCAGACGGGUCACACUUCCGUCCUGUGUAAUAGCACAUUAAUACUCUGCUGCGUGCAAGUGGACCGGCAGCUCCGGACUGAGACUAUUAUAACACGAAGGACAUCAAUGACUGUAUAUUAUUUCUCUCUAUUGAUAAAAAUCCAGAUUUUUUUUUCUCUCA